Molecule: messenger RNA, 2260 nt
Organism: Brassicogethes aeneus
Lineage: Eukaryota; Metazoa; Arthropoda; Insecta; Coleoptera; Nitidulidae
Source: the annotation of a GenBank genome assembly
CAGGAGGAGGCCCCAGUAUCCCGAGUCGUUGGCGAAUCUGCACAGGUUCAGGAAAACCGCUCACGGGCAUGACGGGUCCAGCAGGAUUGUGAUGGUUAGAAAGACUGAUCAGAGGACCUUUGCUUCCAUUAAGAAUGGCGAGGAACCAACACUGGAGACGGUGACGAGAGAAACAAUAGAAACAUUUAGAGGCCAAAGAACUGAAUACAAAGUGACUACUGAGAAAAAGGACUGUGAUAACAAAUGCCCUCCCGAUGUGCUCAAAGCCGUUUUACAACAAAACAAAAAGACAGUGAAUAAGAAUCCAAAAAUGAACUUCACGUUGGAAUGCUUGAAGGCACACAAUGAAUGCAGACUGAAACAUGGCUGCAAGCCUUUGAAACUAAACAAGGAUAUAUGCAAGAUAAGUCAGCAAUGGGCUGAUGUUUUGAUACGGAGAAACGCCCCCCAGCAAAGCAAUAACCGAGAUUUGGGGGAGAACAUUUACAGUUGUCAGUCUACCGACUCAAACUUCAACAUAUCAGGCAAGGAAGUGGUUGAAACUUGGUACAGCGAGAUUCAAAACCACCAGUUUGGCGUGGAACCAAAAGACUUAAAGACUGGACAUUUCACGCAGGUCGUGUGGAAGGACAGUAGAGAGUUAGGGGUGGGUUUUGCCAAGUCCGGGGGUAAAAUUAUUGUGGUAACCAACUAUGAACCGCCUGGGAACUUUAUAGGACAAUUUUCCGACAACGUGCCAUCAUUUAUCUCCGAAAAUAACAACACAUAUACAGUGGAAAACAACAUGCCUCCACCUUGCAUCAAAAGUAACCUUAAGAAAGGUACAGCGGAAAACUUUGAAGUCGACUUCCUUAACAAACACAAUGAACUCCGAAAACUCCACGGAGUACCACCUUUAAAACUCGACAGAAAGCUCUGUAAAUACUCUGAAACCUGGGCCGAGUAUCUGGCGACCAAAAAUGUGCUACAACAUCGGCCUGAGAGUAACUAUGGGGAAAACAUUUUCAGCGUUUGCUCGACAGAAGCAAAGUUUUGCAUUAAAGGGGAGGAACCUGUUGUGCAUUGGUACAACGAUAUGAAAAACUAUCCGUUUGGUAAGGAGCCCAAGAAUUUGAAGAAAGGCGGGCAUUUCACCCAGGUCAUAUGGAAGUCGAGUGAAUAUUUGGGGGUUGGAGUGGCAAAGAACAACAACAAAAUUUACGUUGUGGCCAAUUAUUCCCCAGCUGGUAAUUUUGUCGGGUUUUAUGUCGAAAACGUACCUCCUCCAUUAAAAAGUAUUCCCAAUACAGACUCAUCAGCAAAAGAAGAUUUUAUUCUAUCCUUGAUUGGAACUGAAGGAAACUUUAGGGAAGACUUUCUAAAAGCUCAUAACAUCUACAGAAAACUCCAUGGAAGUCAACCUUUGUCACUGGACGAAGAAAUUUGCAUUGAAAGCCAAAUUUGGGCAAACCAUUUAGCUGCUACGAAUACGUUCGAAACGAGUUCAAAUGAAAAAUAUGGAGAGAAUAUUUACACGAUAUCUUCAUCAGACCCUACUUUCACCAUCACUGGCUACAAUCCUGUAGAUUCUUGGUAUGAUGAAGUCCAUUUACACGAUUUUACUAGGGAACCUACUGAGUUUAGUUCGCUGCAUUUUACGCAGGUUGUUUGGAAGAGUACCAAAACUUUAGGUGUCGGUGUGUCAAAAUCGGAAGAUGGUACCAUAUACGUAGUGGCGAAUUACUUUCCGCCAGGAAAUUACCAAAAAGAGUACCUUGCUAACGUUGGUAUGGCUGAAAAACCUAAACAUAAACCCGCUGGUGCAAUUGAUAAAGAAAAAUUCGCUGCUGAAGCGCUGAGCGUUCAUAACGAGUACAGACGAAAACAUGGCGUGGCUGAGUUAGUUCUAAACAAAGAGAUGUCUGAUUACGCCCAAGAAUGGGCCGAAACGCUAGCCAAAAAGUCGAGCCUGACUCACCGAGCCAACAACAAAUACGGCGAGAACAUUUUCAGCGUCUACUCUUCGGAUUUCAGCCACGUGCCGUCGGCAAGAGACGCUGUGAAAGAGUGGUACGACGAGGGCAAACAUUACACGAACUACGCGAAGGAGUCCAUCAACCAGAAAGCCCUGCACUUCACGCAGGUGGUGUGGAAGGAGUCCAAGGAACUCGGCGUCGGUGUGGCGAAAAAUCAGAAAGGCCAGACCUACGUCAUCGCGAACUACAAUCCUAGAGGCAACGUGGGAGGCCAUUUUGUCAACAAUGUUUUGAGGCCAAAAUGA